UUUGCAUGCUGUGACAUGUUUGAUUCAUAUGUGUAAAAAUAGUAUUUUUCUUAAAAAUCCACCGAUCAGAGUCAAUAUAUAGUGAAUGAAAUUCCUUCUCAUACCACCUACACAUACAUACAAUCUGUUAUCUUAACACCGUUUCACACCACAUGUCUCUUACACACUAGAGCAAAUACCUACUUUAAAAACUGUUAACGUUAAUUAGAUGACCUAUUUAGUAUAUAGUUAACCAGAGAACCAUGUACCAAUUUUGAUGUUUGAUCAUAAUUGCUUGAAAAAAGUUGGACAAGAUUACCAGAUAUUUAAAAUAUGACCGGUGAAGAAUCGAUAAAAAUUAAAUUAAUCCUGUUAGGAGAUUCAGGUGUGGGGAAGACAAGUUUAAUUCGUCGAUUUGUUGAUGACCGAUUUACACACAAUGAAGCGGCGACAAUCGGUUUCGAUUUCAAACCAUAUCAAAUGAUUGUAGACGGAAGAACAAUUCAGUUUAAUAUAUGGGACACAGCUGGUGUUGAACGAUACAGUAGUUACUUGACUCCUUCUCUUUACCGCCACGCUCAUGGUGCUCUUUUUGUAUACGAUGUUACUUCUGCACAAAGUCUUUCCGGAGUGAAAUACUGGGUAGAACAAACCAGACAAUUCUGUGGUAGUCGACUUUUAAAAAUGCUUGUUGGCAAUAAAAUUGACUUGGAUAAUCGCAUAGUUUCAAAAAAAGAAGGUUCAGAUUUCGCCCGAAGUAUGGGGUCAAUCUUUGUUGAAACCAGUGCAAAAACAAGUGAGAAUGUCCGUGAUGCUUUUGUAGAACUUGUUCGUAAAAUACUUCAAGAUCCUGAAUUCCUGUCAUCAACAUCAACGUCACAACCACCUCAAGGAGUAUCCUUUGAAUCUACUCAACCUAGCUCAUCAUUAACAUGUCCUUGUUAAUAUUAGAGGGAAAUUCACAAGAACGUUGGGAAAUACAUUCAGAUCAUUUGGGAUCAAAUACAAUCGACAAUAAACCAAUCAAUCCUGCUUUAAAAUGCAAAGAAAUCAACUGCAAAUUUUUAAAAAUAACUGUGAUUUUACUUAUUCGUAUAUUCAUUCUUCCACCGUUUUUUUAUAUAUAUACAUAUUCAAUCAUAAUCUAAUGUAUUGCGCAAGUGCUUAUUCAUAUGAGAACGCCGUGCUAUGAUGUGACAUUACUGAGUUAUAUCUCUCUUUCUUGUAAUUAAAUUAAUCAUAUAUUUUUGUCAUUAUCUUUGUUCAACAAUAUAAAAAUUAGACCAUCCUUUUUCAUGAAAUACUUGUGAAGUAUGAGAAAUCAUUCGAUGUAACAUAGAAUACAUAUUAUGAUUCGGAUUUGGUAUGCAAGAAUUAUAUUUACUACAUCC
Molecule: messenger RNA, 1370 nt
Organism: Schistosoma margrebowiei
Lineage: Eukaryota; Metazoa; Platyhelminthes; Trematoda; Strigeidida; Schistosomatidae
Source: the annotation of a GenBank genome assembly